UGGAGGAGAGAUGGUGGCUCAGGACCGGUGGGCUGGCUUUGGAUGCGGGGUGAACAGGGCUUGCAGGUGGAUGGAGGAAUGAAGGUUUCAAAAUGAGGUGAGCCCUGAGGGGACAGUGGUGUCCUCUGCUGCAGGGGGAGCAGCCAGGCGGGGAGCAGCCUGGGGAGGAGUCAAGUUUUGUUUUAGACACAUUCCUUCUGAGAGGUCUGUGGACCUCUAGACAGAGAGGUCCUGGAGGGAGAAGUUCUAGGGGGCCCUCUGACUGAGACAAGGGAGCUGAGACCUCGAGGAAGAGGGGAGGGAGCAGGUGGGCACGAGACAGCUGGAGCCAAGCACCAAGGCACUGGGCCAGGGGGCAGAGAGGAGGACUCCUGAGGGAGGAGGAAGGGGCUGAGCUUGGAGGAGAGGCAGCUGGGUGGGACUGAUGUAACCAGCUCUGGGUGGGGAGAGGGAACGGGGAGAUUCUCUCAUCUUCUUCCUCUUCCUCUUCUGUAGUCACCCAGGUGGCUCCUGGGAGGAAUUCCUCAGAUGUCACUGCUGGGGAGGGCCCUGCAUGCCUGAAGAAGGCACUUGCUGGAGAGCCGCAUGCCUGGGUCCUGGGGGAACAGGAAGUGCCAGGGAAAGGAGGAAGCUCCGAGGUGGAGCCGUCCACGUGUGGGUGGGUGGGGAGGCUGGGGUACCAGCUGCCACUGUCCCAGCUGCAUCCCAGGUUUGACAGGCACUCCCCCCACACCCGGGCGUCCUGCCUCCUGGCCCCUGCAAUUAUGGUGCUUCCCCACGCUGGUUUGCUCCCAUUCUUUGGCUUCCAGUAGCUGCAAGGGAUGAAAGGUGGCCAUCUCUAUCAUUAUGGAGCGGCCAGCUGGGUAUUGAUUGCUGCAGGGUGUACAUGGGGGGGCUGUGAAACAAAAGUAGGGUGACCCAGGGUCUGUUCCACGGUAGGGAGAGCCAAGCAGCUGGGUCCUGGGCUGGGGGACUAAAAUGAGGGACGCCUCAUCAGAGGUUACAAAUUAGCCUUGGCCUUCCAAACGGGUUUGACCAGUUCAGUUCUGAUGGGAUUCCGUGUGUCACUGGGCCAGCCCCUCCCCAGAGACUGGCCUCCUCCCCUCCGUCCUCCCCUAUAAAGCCUCUUGGGGUUCCCAGGCACCCAGACGCAGCCCACCCUGGCUUUGGGGGCCAGGAGACAGCCAUGAUGCUCAACUGGAAGCUACUGGGGAUCCUGGUCCUUUGCCUGUGUGCCGGAGGCAUCUCAGCCAGUGGGGACCACCCGUCUCCCAAACCCACAGAGGCCCGAGAGGAGGAGGGUUCCUCCACAUUUCCUCAGGGCCCUCCAGUCCCUGGGGACCCCUGGCCAGGGGCACCCCCUCUCUUUAAGGACCCUCCACCUCCAGGCCCCAAUCAUCCUUGGAGAGACCUGCCUGAAACGGGAGUCUGGCCCCCUGAGCCCCCUAGAACUGAUCCUCCUCAACCUCCCCAGCCUGAUGACCCCUGGCCAGCAGGACCCCAGCCCCCAGAAAACCCCUGGCCCCCUGCCCCUGAGGUGGACCACAGAUCUCAGGAGGAGCCAGACCUUGACCCACCCCGGGAAGAGCACAGAUAACAGGAGGUCCAGAGCUGCCCCUCUCCCAGGUGUGUGCAGGCAGAGUGCACCCAAGCUCAUCUCCACCCUCUGAUUCCCUGUAAAUCUCCCCAAUUUAGCCUACCUCCUUAAGUCCCUUCUUCAUUCCCUCAACUUUAUUCUGAACUCAGAAAGUGUGGUCAAUAUUUUCUGUCUCCUCCUGAGAUCUGUGUGUGGCCUUCACAUUUCUCCUGUUUUUCUCUGACAGCCUAAAUACACUCCUACCUCAUGUCCUGUCCUCACCCCGUCCCACUUCCUCUGCCCCCGCCGGGGACGCUGGGGCAGGGCUACCAGCGUUGUGUUCUCUGCUGCCACCUGGCGGCCGACGACUGGGAACUAUCGGUAGACAAUGAUGGUGCUU
Molecule: messenger RNA, 1976 nt
Organism: Lemur catta (Ring-tailed lemur)
Lineage: Eukaryota; Metazoa; Chordata; Mammalia; Primates; Lemuridae
Gene: PSORS1C2
Product: psoriasis susceptibility 1 candidate 2
Exons: 2
Coding region: 1187-1597 (136 amino acids)
Source: RefSeq, a predicted model, not a curated record